AUGGACGGCGUAGAUCUCUCGAAAUGCGUGUGCGAGGCGGGCGCGGUGGAGUGGAUCCGCGACUGGUUUCAGGACUGCGUGUACUCGCGCUGGGACCUGCUCUCCUUCCUGGUCGGCCUCGCCUCCAUCGGCUGCUGGCUCGUCGCGCAGCUGCCGCAGUUCAUUCAGAACAUCCGAGUCGGGUCCGCCGACGCGCUCUCGCCCUGGUUCCUCUUCCAAUGGCUCUCCGGCGAUCUGCUGAACCUGCUGGGCUGUCUGCUGUCCGGCAGCCAGCUCAUCACGCAGACGUUCACGGCCAUCUACUUCAUCUUCGCCGACUGCUGCAUCAUCGCGCAGUACGUGUACUACCAGCUGAAGAACCGCGACUCGAUCGAGCUGGACGCGGACUGCAUGUCGCGCGCGCCGUCGCAGCAGGACGGCUUCAUCACCGCCGCCGCCUUCUCCUCGCCCUCCGCCGCCCUCCGCCGCCCGCUCCUGUCCGCCAGGCCCGCCGCGGCAGCAGAUCACGCGGAUGCCGCCA
Molecule: messenger RNA, 520 nt
Organism: Closterium sp. Naga37s-1
Lineage: Eukaryota; Viridiplantae; Streptophyta; Zygnematophyceae; Desmidiales; Closteriaceae
Source: the annotation of a GenBank genome assembly